Molecule: messenger RNA, 621 nt
Organism: Acanthosepion pharaonis
Lineage: Eukaryota; Metazoa; Mollusca; Cephalopoda; Sepiida; Sepiidae
Source: the annotation of a GenBank genome assembly
AUGCGUUUCUCUACUGAACCAGCGACACACUUUAAUAAUGCAUUGUCUUUUACUUGUCACAUUAUCUUUGCACUCAUUGAUAAAGUACCAGUGUUGGUAUUCUUUCUUGAUGUCAAUGACAUCGGGCUCUCUCACCCCUAUCACUCUCUUUCUUUCUCCAUCUCUCUCCAACUCUCUCCUUCCCAUCUCUCUCCCUUUCUUUUGAUGUCCAUAGCUUUCUCCUCUCCAUCUUUCUCUAUCCCUAUCUUUUCCCCUCCAAAUAUAUGUUUUCUCCACAUUGUCAACUCUUUCCUUUCCAUCUCUCUUUCACUAUCUCCCACUGCCCAUCGCUCGCUCUCUACCCAACACUCUCCUUUCCAUUUCUUUCUCUCUUUGUCCCAGUCUCUCCACUUCUCUAGCUCACUCAUCCCUAUCUCUCUCUUCCUCCUCCUCUUUCUCCCUCUCCAACUCUGUCCUUCCCAUCUCUCUCUAUCUCUUCUCUCCACAAAUUUUAACUCUUUUUUCCCAUUUGUCUUUCACUCUCUCCCUUUCCCUAUCUCUCCAUCUUCUCUCUCUCACUCACUCUCUCUCUCUCUCUCUCUCUCUCUCUCUCUCUCAUUUGUAGUCAGUGUUAAUCCUUAA